Liolophura sinensis is the source of this 3646-nucleotide messenger RNA. RefSeq names its product armadillo repeat-containing protein 3-like. The record is from RefSeq and is a predicted model, not a curated record. Gene Ontology annotation, molecular function: protein binding. Lineage: Eukaryota; Metazoa; Mollusca; Polyplacophora; Chitonida; Chitonidae.
CACAACAAAUAUGAGCGAGGGAGAAGCGAAUGACUUGAUCAAUAUCCACUGGUUUUAGGAAACAGGCGUGUGCUAUAUUACACUUCAAAAUAAAAAUGGGGAAGAAAGUGAAGAAGGAUGAAAAGGCUGCUCCAGAUGAUGUUUUUGAUGCCUUACAGGUGGAGAGCAGACAAGCUGCUACAGCUGUGCUGAUGUUAGACAGUCCUGAGGAAGAUGUACUCAGCAAAGCAUGUGAAUCUAUUUACAAGUUCGCUGAGAAAUGUGAUGAUAACAAAAAGAAUCUUUUGGACCUUGGUGCAGUUGACAGCUUAUUAAAACUCAUCCAGCACGAGGACCGAAUUGUGCGGAGAAAUGCAUGCUCAGCCUUUAGUGUGCUCACUGCUCAUCCUGAAGUUCGCAAAGUUUUACGGAAAGAAGAAUCUGCAAUUCCAUCUAUUAUAAAUCUUUUGGCCCCUGAAGAGGAGACAUUGGUCCAUGAGUUUGCUGCCCUAGCCUUGUCCUCCCUGGCCACUGAGUUUAGUACGACUGUGUCUAUCUGGGAGUGUGGUGGGGUUGAGCCUUUAGUCCGAUGUUUAGGAUCCCCUGACCCUGAUGUCCAGAAGAAUGCUAUUGAGGCUCUGGCAAAAUUAUUACUUGACUUUCAGACGCGAUCGGCUCUGAGGGAAUACGACGGCUUACGACCAAUCUUAGAACUGCUGAAGUCAGAGUUUGCUGUUAUCCAACAGUUGGCUCUGCUGGCCUUAGACAGGGCUGCUCAAGAUGCUGAAAACCGCUCUUUAAUACGAGAACUGGAAGGUGUGUCGAGACUGAUUGACUUUGUGGCUCACCCAGAGUGGAAUGACUUACAUGUCCAGGCUGUUAUGGUCUUGUCUAGCCUUUUGGAAGAUACAGAAAGUUUGGAGGUAUUGAAAGAAACGGGUGGUUUGAAGAAAUUAGUAAAUUUGAUCACAGAUAAGGCAGCAAUGGAUGAAGAAGCUAAAGCUAAAGGAGGUGGUGCAGAGAAGAAAGGAGGCUCUAGAGCUGCCAAGAGGAGUGCUAAGGGCGAUGGAAAGAAGAAAGAUGAAGAGAGUCAUGAUAAUCCAUUUGGAGAAAGCAUUGUGCCAACGUUACCUGAUGUAAAAAUGUGCACAGCCAAAGCAAUUGCCAGAUCAGCAAAGAAUGCGGAGAAUCGUAAGAUCUUGCAUGAGCAGGAGACAGAGAAGAUGUUGAUACACCUGUUGUCACAUGAGAAUGCCGAUGUGAUAGCAGCCGCUGCUCAGGCCUUGGCUAUCAUGUGUGAAAACCUCCUCAGUAGAGACGCCAUCAGGGAGUGGGAGGGCUUUCCCCCACUGAUAAAGCUCCUGCACCAUGACCAGUGCUGUGUGAAGGAAGCGGUAACCCUGACCCUGGCUAACCUCACCACAGGAAACAAUAUUAAUGCCAGUGAGGUGGUCAGUUUGAAUGGACUUGAACCUCUGAUCUCUCUGUUGGGUGACGGUCAUGACAGCACUGUGGCAAACGUGGCCUGUGUAUUGACCAACCUGGCUCAGGACGAGACCAACAGGGCCGAGGCUCAGGCUAAAGGCGUGGUCACAGCACUCAUCCCUCCUCUGAAAACCAGCUCUACCACAGUCCAGGCCAAAGCAGCUCUAGGGUUGGCAGCCUAUGUUUGUGACACAGAUUCCAGAACGGCGCUGCGUGAAGCGGGUGGCCUGGAACCACUGGUCGCUCUGCUUACCUCCUGUGACGAUGAAGUGAGGAGGAACUCAGCCUGGGCGGUUAGUGUAUGUGCUGUGGACGAACCCACCGCUGCAGAGAUCUGUCGACUUGGUGGCAUGGCAACACUACAGGAGAUCCAGCUAUCCACAACAAGACAAAAUGCUUUUGCUGCAGUGGCCCUAGAAAAACUCCUGGACAACAAUCUGUCUGCCAAAUAUGCACUCACAGGAAGACUAAGUGCAGCCAAUGGGAUCAGUAAUGGCUUCUAUGAUGCGGGUCAGCUGAGGCCAGGCUCUAAGUUCCUUCCUCUUGAAGAGUAUGGCAAACAAGAGUUGAAUGAGAAACUCGCUGUUCUACUUGUUAAUGCACUACCUAACCCAUCCACAUUACAACAGCAGUCAGACCUGGAGCUUAAAACAGAUGCUUCAAAAACCAGCAUAUCUGGCAAGUCCUCUAGAACAGGAAGGGAGUCCAAAACUAAAACCAAAGCCCAGAGAGAGCGUGAGGAGAAGCAGAAGGAGGAGGAACUACAGGCUCAGCUUCAGAAGGAGAUGGAGAGUGAGGACAAGCCUUACAGUCCUCCCCCAGACCCCAGUCUUCUCAAGUACAUAGAAGAAGUGGUGGCCAAGAUACAGCCCAUACCCUCGCUCAGGCAGCAAGUACAGGUCCUGGCACAGUAUGUAUCUGAGAAAUUAGGAGGUGCCAUUGAGAGGGGUCAGGUCUCUAACUUCAGCUGGGAACUUCCCAUGAGCCAAGUCAAAUUUGAGCUGAAAUCAAAUGUGGUUCCAAUAGGGAAGAUCAAAGCUGGAAUCCACGUUCACAGGGCUCUGCUGUUCAAGGUACUGGCAGACAAGAUAGCCCUACCAUGUACACUGGUGAGAGGGGAGUACUACCGGGCCUGGAAUGAGGUGCUGUUGCCAACUGAACCCGAAACACCCUCGGAUCCGGUGUUUCCUCCCAAAUGGUAUGUGGUGGACCUGGUACAUAACCCUGGAGGCCUUUUACUCGCUGACUCAAUUGAAGCCACAAACUACCAGAAGCUGUAACCAAGACUGCCUCACUCACUGCUUAUCACUUUGUGGCAGUUGGUGAAGAACUCAAUCCGUGAUAUCAGGAUGUCUUCAGUGAUGGACAAGGAAUCAUAAAACAACGUUAUGUGCAAAUAUCAUCAGCUGUGUUGUGUAACGUCCAGUUUACUCCACUUCAUCAUUUGAAUUUCCAGCAAAUGUUUUUUUCAUUAAAUUCUGUUUGUAUCCGUGAAAAUUAAAUUGUACCUGUGACAUUUUUUGCUUGGUUUACAAAUGAAUUCAUACUGUAGAAUUAAAUAGCAAAAUCUUAUGGCAGUCAUCUUGAUUUUUUUCACCAUUUGCUAACGUACAAUAGAUGACCUAUAAGAAACACAAAGAUGGCCGUCAUGAGCACAUUCAGUCUUGAGGUUGUAUUUAAUCCUACACAUCCUUCCUUCACAAACGCUCCGUCCAACCAUUUUGGGCAUUUUUUGUCUUUAUUCCCACCAAAUAGUGUUUCAUUUACUGAAGGUUGUGUAUUAAAGUUAUUCUAUAUUUUUCAUAUAAAUUUGUAUAUAUUUGUUAUUUGUUAUAAGUUACAAGCGUAAAGCUGUCAUUUUGACCUACACAUUAAAAUGUUGCUAGAGGUGUUGUAUUCCAGUUUUGUCCAAGAAACCCAAAAUCAUGGAGAGAUUUUUAGUUGCAGGCUUGUGUCAUUCCAUACACCUACUCAUAUCAUUUGCUGUUAUUUAUUUUAAAUGUGGAGUGUCAAACUGGCUUAUUCUUCACAAUCAUUGUUUUUGUUCUUGGAAACACAUAUGGAUAUAAACUGCUUUAAAAAAAAUCAAAGUUAAAGAUUCCUUGUGUCUAAUGCCUUGUAAUGUGAAAAAAGUGUCUUCAUGCCUGUGGUUGAGAGAUGUGACUGUGAUAUGUACAUAAAU